AUGGCGGGUAGCUGCUCCUCCGCCGCGGAUGACUCGUUCGGACCCGUCGUCGCGUGUCCAGCAACAUUUGACUUCACUCUGCUCUUCGAGCAAAGUAUCCUCUCCAUUGGCCCAUCCGCCAUAUUUCUCCUCCUGGUUCCGUGGCGAAUCUGGUCGCUCUACCCAGAGAAUGUCAAAACCGUUGCAAACAACGCCCAUUGGCGGAAACUGGUCAUUUGCCUUGUCGCUCUCCAGAUCGCCUCAGUGGUCGAAUGGGCGCGCCAUGACCUAGUCCGGACUGCCAUUCCUGCUGUCGCCUUGUCGCUGGUGGAUGCUCUCUCGAUAGCUAUCCUAUCGACUAUCGAGCACGAUCGCUCGGUACGCCCAUCCUCGCUAUUGAGCAUCUAUCUCCUCUUGUCAACCCUCUUCGACGCUGUGCAAGUGCGCACUUUGUUUAUCCGACAUUACCCAUCUACUUUGGGGGCCCUUUCUGCAGCAACUGUUGCACUGAAGCUCCUUCUACUGGCUCUGGAAACCCGAAAUAAACGCAGCUAUCUGAAAGAACCACUUCGUGCCAUACCACCCGAGUCUACCAGUGGAGUAAUUGCUCGCACUGUUUUCUGGUGGCUGAACCGUCUAUUUGUUAGCGGUUUCCGGAAGCUGUUAACACUCGAGGAUCUAUUUCCGACGGACAAAGACCUGAGCUCGGGAGGCCUGAGGCAAAAGAUUGGAAAGGCCUGGAAAAAGUAUCAGUCCAGCCAAACACGUAGCCUAAUUUUUGCGACCUUCAUCAGUCUGCGUUGGGCAGUACUUCGUACUAUUUUCCCAAGGCUCUGCCUCAUCGGAUUCAGCUAUGCUCAGACAUUCUUCAUCCAGCGUGCCAUGGAACAUCUACACAUGCCAGAUACGCAGCUAACCAGAAACGAAGGUUACGGAUUGAUUGGGGCCGCGGCGCUCAUUUAUGGCGGAAUUGCAAUAUCAACGGUGCAUUACAAACAUCAAUUAUUUCGUAUGAUCACGAUGUUCCGCGGCGCAACUGUUGCCUUGAUCUAUGACCACACUAUGAUUCUUCCAGAUGGAACCCGCGAUGAAACGGCUGCGGUUACGCUAAUGAGUACUGACAUCGACAUGAUCGCGCGGUCUCUGGAGCAGGCGAGCGAGCUGUGGGCCCGCGUGGUGGAGAUCGCUAUCGGUAUCUGGCUGCUAGAGCGGCAACUCGCUGCUGUUUGUGUAGCCCCGAUUUUGGUGAUCCUGGUGUGCACAUCAGUCCAAAUGUAUAUGGCUACGUUUAUGCCCGCCAGGCAGAAAGUCUGGGUUGGUGCAAUCCAACGGCGAGUCAGCAUAAUCUCCACGGCGCUAAAAUCCAUGAAGAGUGUCAAAAUGCUCGGUCUAUCCGAAGUGCUCGCCAAUUCUCUUCAGAAGCAACGAGAGCGUGAACUAGACUUAUCCAGGGACUUUCGAUGGCUGAUCGUGUGGCUGAACGUGGUUGCGAGUUUGCCUCAGAUGUGUGCCUCUCUCGUCACGUUUGCGGCUUUCGUUAUUCGCGCAAAAAUCGAUCACUCGGAGACACUGUCGACCGUACAAGCGUUUACAUCCCUUGCCAUCAUUAGCCUUAUCACGAGCCCUGCGCUACAGUUACUGGCAUCCAUCCCGGCGAUAACUGCCGCUUUGGGUGCUUUCGAUCGCAUUCACAAAUUCCUCACUUCACCCACGGAUUGCUCACCCACUGAGGAGGAUCCUGGCACUGAGUCAGAUACCUCUACUGGAAAUGGGUCGGCGAUAGAAUUAAACGUAUUGGCACCGAAGGCACCCGACCAUGUCGCUCUUACCAUGACGGAUGCGUAUAUCCGUCCAGCCACGGGAUCCGCGUUCUCUCUUGAGGGCAUCCAUCUAGCCAUCAAGACGGGUACAGUGACAAUGAUUACGGGCCCGGUCGGAUCUGGGAAGUCGACUCUGUUAAAAGCGGCUGUAGGGGAGAUACCUUGUGAACAAGGAACUGUUACACGAACGCGGCCAGACGCGGCUUACUGCAGUCAAGUUCCCUGGCUCCAGAACACCUCUAUCCGCAACAACAUCUGUGGAUAUUCUGAGAUAGAUUAUACCUGGUAUAAUGAGGUACUGAGGACAUGUGCAUUACAAGAGGACAUCUCUCGAAUGCCGGGGGGUGAUCAGUCCGUGGUCGGCAGCGGGGCUCUCAAGCUAAGUGGGGGACAGAAGCAGCGUCUGGCACUGGCUCGGGCUAUCUACUCUAGAAAAGUACUUCUCGUGCUGGACGAUGCGUUAAGUGCCGUUGACAACAAGACCGCACGGUAUGUCGCAGAGGCUUUAUUUGGCGAUAACGGAGUAUGCAGGCGAAUAGGUAUGGCUGUAAUGAUGGCAACUCAUUUGGAUCAGCAUCUCCGCUUCGCAGAUAACAUUGUCAUAUUAAAUGCUAAUGGGCAGAUCGAAAAGCAAGGCCCCAUGCGGAGCUUAGGCUUCGCCUCGCAUGUAUAUCCUGACACUACGGACGCUAAUCCAGAGACCCCAACUGCCCUCACUAACAGCGGAGAGGAUUCAUCCACAAAGAAAGUUGAAACCCUUACUGUCGAUGACAUAGCCGAUAUAUCCCGUCGUAUGGGGGAUACUGCAGUCUACACCUAUUACCUGAAGGCUAUCGGAUGGCGCCACACGCUGGUUGCCUGCACAAUUAUUAUUGUGCACACAUUCUCCUCUGUAUUCCCUCGUAAGUACAAUUCUGAGCGGCCUUUCGACUCGGCUAAUGAGUCUGUAGAGAUAUGGUUGGAGUUAUUUACGGAUGACCAUGGAAAUAAGGCCGCCCAGUUCAUUGGUGUCUACGUCCUACUUGCCGUAGCUGCCUCAGGGUCACAGGGGCUAAUGAUAUGGCAAAUCAUGAUCAAAAUUGUCAUCACGUCAGGAUUGGGACUACACAGAAUCCUUGUGCGAACCGUAAUAAAUGCACCGAUGUAUUUCUUCGCCGAGGUUGAUUCUGGCGUCAUCCUCAACAGGUUCAGCCAGGACAUGACCCUUGUCGACGCUGUACUGCCCACAAUGGCUUUUGGCACAGUCCUGAGUAUUGCACAGUGCUUCGCUCAAGUUGCCUUGAUUUCGCUGGGCUCUAGCUAUAUGGCACUGACAAUUAUCCCAUGCUUACUGGUAUUAUACUGCGCGCAAAAAGUCUAUUUGCGGACCUCCAGACAGCUCCGGUUCCUCGAUCUGGAAGCCAAAAGCCCAUUGUAUACCAUGUUCGUGGAGACUCUUGACGGAAUUUCUACAAUUCGCGGCCUUGGGUGGCAACGAUCAUUUGUAGCAGAGUGCUUGCGCCGGCUUGACGCUUCUCAAAAACCAUACUACCUUCUAUAUUGCAUCCAGCGAUGGCUCAAUGUUGUUCUCGACCUUCUUGUUGCUUGCUUGGCUGUCAUACUAAUUGCCCUGGCAACAUCUUUACGGGGCUCGACCGAUCCGGGGAAGCUGGGAGUUUCCUUGACUGCAAUCAUGGCAUUCAGCCAGACUCUUCAGGAAGUUGUGACUAGCUGGACUGGCCUGGAAACAUCCCUUGGCGCAAUAGCACGGACAAGAUCCUUUGAGAUGAAAACACCCGCUGAGCAUCAACCCCAGAAACCAGUGAUCCCUUCAUCGACUUGGCCAGUUGACGGGAAGAUUGAGAUCACCUCUCUUUCUGCCUCAUAUGAUGGCGUCACGCGUGCGUUAGACGAUGUAAAUUUAACCAUACAUUCUGGAGAGAAAGUGGUUGUAUGCGGACGGACUGGCAGCGGGAAGAGCACACUGGUCUCGGCCCUUCUCCGGCUCCUUGAAACCCAAAGCGGCACGAUUACAAUUGACUGGAUGGAUAUCUUCACCAUUCCACUAGAUGUGCUUCGAACCCAUAUCAUCGCUAUUCCCCAGGACACUUUCCUACUUCCUGGAUCUAUCCGCUUCAACCUGGACCCGACUAGUCGCUCUACAGACACAAUUUUGAUCUCAGCAUUAGAGAAGAGUAACCUGCUUUCUCUGACCACAUCUCGUGGUGGACUGGAUGCGGAAUUGACAUCGACCACCUUAUCCCAAGGCGAGCAAAGACUGUUUGCAUUAGCAGUCGCCCUGGUGCGGAAAUGGAAUCGCGACUAUGAUGGUUGCAAUUGUGGCGGCAUAUUGAUUCUCGACGAAGCAACAAGUGGGACGGAUGCUGUCACUGACGCGCUGAUGCAGAAGGUUAUCGAUGAUGUGUUUGGUCGAUAUACAGUCCUCCAUGUAUCGCACCGGCCUGAUAUGGUGAAGGGUGCAGACCGAGUGAUUGAGAUGGAAGAUGGUCGUGUACCACCCGAUUCACAGGGAGUCUAUAUCCUGCGCCGCAAGAAAGCGCGCCAUUCUGACACGGCAGAUACCCGAUCUGUGCAGUCGCCUGUUUUCGCCCAGCGUGGACCCACCAGCGAGGCGCAUGAGGGCGAGGAAAGUAGGAAAAUGGCAGUUGCGACCGUGGGAGGGGGCAAGGUUGCUGCAGCAGGAUGGUAA
Aspergillus niger is the source of this 4488-nucleotide messenger RNA. RefSeq lists its product as uncharacterized. The record is from RefSeq and is a predicted model, not a curated record. Gene Ontology annotation, molecular function: ATP binding; ABC-type transporter activity; ATP hydrolysis activity. Gene Ontology annotation, biological process: transmembrane transport. Gene Ontology annotation, cellular component: membrane. The coding region runs from base 1 to 4488 and encodes 1495 amino acids. Lineage: Eukaryota; Fungi; Ascomycota; Eurotiomycetes; Eurotiales; Aspergillaceae. The transcript is spliced from 13 exons.